AUGGCAAACACCAACGUCACUUCAAGCUUUGCCGAACCUCCAUCACUUGAACCUACGCCUGGAGCAUUUAUGAUUAUGAGUGCUUACAGAAUGGCAUUUCCUGGGUUGCGCUCCGUCGCAACAAGGCGCGCGGCCAUCUCCGUGCGAAGGAGCUUCUCUACCUCGCCAUCCGUGAGAGCAGCUGCAGGCUCCACGUUGCCCGCUAAAAAACCUGUUGGGGCUUUCCGCGGAGGAAUAUUUGGCUUCCUUACUGGCACUGUUGUUGCCGGCGCUUCCGUUUACUACUACAUCCUUGGGGAGUACAGAGUGACCAACGAGAUGUUGACGGAGGACAUAUACGCGCUUCAAUCAGCAACACAGAAGCUUCAGACAUACAUCGGUGAACUGGAGACGAGAGUGGAUCAACUUAGGAAGAAAUAGUGCUCACAGAACCACGCCACAACCAGUUCCCAAGCUAUUUUUUAUCAGGAGUUUGUUUCCCCAUGGGUUUUUGAACACAUUCA
This is a messenger RNA of Aspergillus nomiae NRRL 13137, 503 nucleotides long. RefSeq lists its product as uncharacterized. The record is from RefSeq and is a predicted model, not a curated record. The transcript is spliced from 4 exons. Bases 1 to 420 code for a protein of 139 amino acids. NCBI's taxonomy places the organism in Eukaryota, Fungi, Ascomycota, Eurotiomycetes, Eurotiales, Aspergillaceae.